AUGGCCACUUCAUCCGCCACCGAACAGUCCUCCGGCAAACCUGCCGACUCACAGGCUGAGCCGCGCCGCACCAGCUUCUCCUUCCUGCGCCGUCAGAAGUCCAACACCGGUCUUGCCGGCCGCAGCGCAUCGGGUGGCAAGAUGAGCAAGAAACAGAAGGCGCAGGCCCAGGAAGAGCUCCUGCGGCAGCAGCGCGAAGCUGCCGCGCUUCCCAAGCAGCCGCCGCAGCUUCCCCAGCCGCCGCCGCUGCCUACCAUCAACACGUUCGGUGGCGAAAACGCCCGCGACUCCUACCAGUUCGUCUCACGCGCUGCUCGCGGCCACCACCACCAAGGUCCUCCGCCCACAACAAGACCCUCGAUGGAUUACAAGACGCCCACCUCGCCGCAGGCUGCCAUGCCUUUUGCUUCCAUCCCCGGCAGUCCUUCGAAACCCAACAACGGCGAAUAUGUCGAUCCUUAUGCCCGCACUGAGAGCAUGACCCACCGCGGCCGCUACAGCUACGCGAGCAGCGCCGUCAGCACCCUCAACAGCCCGCGUCGCGUGCGCAGGAGGAAAGACCCCACGCCGUUCAACAUUCUCGUCAUUGGCGCGAAGAACUCCGGCAAGACGUCCUUCAUCAACUUUCUCCAGACCUCUCUCAGCAUGCCCAAGCACAAGCGCGUGCAGACCCCGCCACCGCAGCCCCCGAAUGACCCGAGCUCGCCUUUCACCUCGCAGUACCUUGAGACUGAGAUUGAGAAUGAGCGCAUCGGUGUCACGCUGUGGGACUCGCAGGGCCUGGAGAAGAAUGUGGUCGACCUCCAACUUCGCGAGAUGGCCGCGUUCAUCGAGUCCAAGUUCGAGGAGACCUUCUCCGAGGAGCAGAAGGUCGUCCGUUCCGCCGGCGUGCGCGACACUCACAUCCACUGUGUCUUCUUGUUGCUGGACCCUAUCCGCUUGGAGGCCAAUGGCGCUGCUAGCCGUGGUACUACUCCGGGUAAGUUUGCUGUCAAACCCACUUUGGUGGGAAGCCUCGACGACGACCUGGACCUCCAGGUCUUGCGGAUCCUUCAAGGCAAGACUGCCGUCGUUCCCGUGAUCAGCAAGGCCGACACCAUCACUGCUGCUCAUAUGGCACAUCUCAAGAAGUCAGUGUGGGACAGCUUGAAGCAAGCGAAGCUUGAUCCUCUGGAGGCUCUCAGCUUCUCAGACUCGGAUGACGAAUCGGCGUUUGACGAGCGUGAAGAAGACGAGUUUGAGGACUCCGAUGAGGAGAAGGAGGAGAAGCCGGCGGACGUCAGCGACAACAUGGACAAGUCGGACUCGAAUGCGUCCGACGACGAGUCUUCAACCUCGGCGUCCUCUCCGCCACCCAAAUCUCCUUCAGGGAACGGCAAGAAGCACGCUCGCAGGGUUUCUACCAUGUCUGCCCAAAUCGAGGAUGAGGAGGAACCCUUGCUUCCCCUCAGCAUCAUUUCCCCUGACAUGUACGAACCUAGUGUGAUCGGCCGCCGCUUCGCCUGGGGGUUUGCUGAUCCCAUGAACCCUGAGCACUGCGACUUCGUGCGCCUGAAGGAGAGCGUAUUCAGCGAAUGGCGCGCUGAGCUCCGCGAGGCGAGUAGGGAGAGGUGGUACGAAGGCUGGAGGACAAGCAGAUUGAAGAAGAGGACAGGCGGCGCCACUACCCCAAGACGCAUGACGGACAACUACGGCAGCAGCCCCUCGUUCGGAAACGGCGUUGGAAGCCCCGUCAACAAGGCAUCUUCGUACAACUCAAUGACGGCAUUCUAA
Molecule: messenger RNA, 1773 nt
Organism: Lasiodiplodia theobromae
Lineage: Eukaryota; Fungi; Ascomycota; Dothideomycetes; Botryosphaeriales; Botryosphaeriaceae
Product: Cell division protein GTP binding protein
Exons: 2
Coding region: 1-1773 (590 amino acids)
Biological process (GO): cytoskeleton-dependent cytokinesis
Cellular component (GO): cell division site; septin ring; septin complex
Molecular function (GO): GTPase activity; molecular adaptor activity; GTP binding
Source: RefSeq, a predicted model, not a curated record